GUACAUCUAAGUAAUGUAGUAUAAAAACAAGAAUAAGCAAACAGUCUAAGAGACUUGCAGGUAGAAAUCAAAGUUGAAUGGCAAGUAGGGUGGCCGAACUUGAAGUGCUUAUAAGGGAGGAAUUUGAUGGGCAGAAUCGUGGAGAGGCAACAAUGGAUUCCAUGAAAUCAGAUACCAACUCUGUCGAUCAGAAGUUGGAAGGUUUUAUCGAUUUAUGGAAGCUCAUGUUCGGUUUUAUGUACUCCCUGGGCCUGCGAUGGGCUGUGGAAUUGGAAAUCCCAGACAUCAUUGCCAAGUGUGGACCUGAAUCGACGCUUUCCGCAGAGGAAAUUGCUGGAUUUCUGCCUUCCCCUUCUCCCAACAUAGAUUUCCUCUCCCGCACACUCUCAUUUCUGGCAACCAGAGGUAUUUUCUCCCAAACCCUAAUGCCCAAUUCCCCCAUUAAAUACGGCCUUACCCGCAUUUCAUAGUGGCUUGUCAAAGACACAGACAAUGGAGGAGCAAAGGAAGGCACUUUUGCUCCCUGGUUGUUACUGCACACUCACGAAGCGGUAAUUACACCAUGGUAUCGUUUGGGUGAGAGUAUUUUGUCCGGGAGCGGUUUUCCGUUCGAGCUGGUUCACGGAAAACUGCUUUUCUCCCUGGCUGAGAGUAAUCCUGAGCUUGGCAGGCUGUUUAACGAGGCAAUGGGUACAUAUUCGAAGAUUCUGGUGGAAUACAUUUUAGCGGCUUAUGGCGAUGGAUUCAGAAAGCUGGAGUUUAUGUCUCUGGUGGACGUUGGCGGCGGAAAUGGUUCCACAAUUUCUGCCAUUUCCCGCUCUUUCCCUAAUAUCAAAUGCUGUAACUUUGAUCUCCCUGAAGUAAUCUCAGAGGCUCACAGUUAUGCUGGUGUGCAACAUAUUGCGGGUGACAAGUUUGUCAGCGUUCCAAAUGCAGACGCUAUAUUUAUGAAGUUAACAUUGCAUGACUGGGGAGUGGGGAGACGAGGAGUGCAAGAAAAUUCUGAAAAACUGUCAUGAAGCUCUUCCAAAGCAAGGCAAAUUGAUAAUGGUAGAAUCGGUGUUGCCAGAGCCAGAGGCGGGGCAAAGCAAGUCCAGCUGGUGUGAAGAAAUAGGAGGAAUAAGAGAUAUGAUAAUGCUGUCACACCAAAGAGGCAAAGAGAGAAGGGAAGAAGAGUGGAUAAAAUUACUGCAGGCAUCUGGGUUUAACCGUUACAAUAUCAUCUCUUUGCCUUCUGAGCCUUUGCAAAUGUCAAUAAUCGAAGCUUUCCCUGCUGACGGAUAGCUUGGAAUGUACUUGUUUGUUUGGUAGAUUAAGCUCUCUAAUGUCGUUUGUCUGCCAGUAAAAAAUUAUGCUCUUAAGUGAGGAACCCUAAAAAAAAUUUUCAAUGCUCUUAGGUGAAUGAUUAGAUGUUUGUAUGAAUUAGAAUACCAUGCCAAUCAUUAGAUAAUCUUAUAUUUAAAGCUAUUUAUUUUUCCAAAGUUCCACAUUUUAUGAUUGAAAUCUAGAUUUUAGUA
Cryptomeria japonica (Japanese cedar) is the source of this 1517-nucleotide messenger RNA. Its product is annotated as caffeic acid 3-O-methyltransferase-like. The transcript has 3 exons. Gene Ontology annotation, biological process: methylation. Lineage: Eukaryota; Viridiplantae; Streptophyta; Pinopsida; Cupressales; Cupressaceae. The coding region runs from base 687 to 1019 and encodes 110 amino acids. The record is from RefSeq and is a predicted model, not a curated record. Gene Ontology annotation, molecular function: O-methyltransferase activity; S-adenosylmethionine-dependent methyltransferase activity.